AUGAACGCAAGCAUAGCCAGCCAAAAUGGUGGUAGAUCGUUAAGCAAUACGAACAGGUUGACAGUGGAUAUAAAUGAAAGAGCGCUGGCGCUUUUGCAACGAAACAGGCAGCGUCGGUUAUUACUGCAGCGAUACGAAGACAGAAGACGAUACGAAACACCAUAUUCCGAGAAACCAGUGCUAGGCAAAACAGAGCCACGGCGACACCGUGUCCGCAAGAUUAAACGGUACAGACCAAGCCAAGCAGCUUUGCAGGAGAUCCGUAAAUAUCAGAGAAGUACAGAUCUUUUGAUUUCGAAAAUGCCUUUCGCGCGUCUUGUCAAAGAGGUGACAGACCAAUUUACUGCGUCGGAACAAGAAAUGCGAUGGCAAUCAAUGGCGAUUUUGGCGCUUCAAGAAGCAAGCGAGGCUUAUUUGGUCGGAUUGCUGGAGCACACGAACCUAUUGGCGUUACAUGCGAAACGUGUCACCAUUAUGAAAAAGGAUAUGCAGUUAGCAAGGAGAAUCCGCGGACAAUUUAUAUAG
This is a messenger RNA of Lachancea mirantina, 525 nucleotides long. The record is from the annotation of a GenBank genome assembly. Lineage: Eukaryota; Fungi; Ascomycota; Saccharomycetes; Saccharomycetales; Saccharomycetaceae.